UGUGCAAGUUCGUGCAAGGCAGAGUGCAAAGGCUGAAAUUCUGAAACUCCACCCAAAAUUUCAUGUGCAAAAUUUUUUUUUUUUUUUUUAAAGGAGGAACGAUACGUUAUUACGUUUGGGUUUCCCAGAGAACUGAGCAGGGCUAAUCAUGGAAAGAGGAUUGGAGGGUUCCAGUGGCUCAGCAGCUGCCAUCGACUCGUCUAACAUUGGUUUUCGGCUUCUGAAGAAACAUGGUUGGAAAGAAGGAACUGGUCUUGGGAUUUCUGAGCAGGGUAGGUUGGAACCUGUAGAAGCUCAUUUGAAGAAUAACAAGCGGGGUUUGGGAGCUGACAAAGUAAAGAAGAAGGCCCUGAAGCCUCUUGAUACUAAAACCACUACCAUCCCUGAUGGGAAAAGUGAACAGAAAAUUUAUCAAAAAAGGCUGCAAUUGGGUUUUGGCGCCGUUGUUGGUAGACGCGGACUUGUGACACAUUCAGGCCAUACCAAUAGAUCCAAUUAUUGUGAACAAGGUAUUUCAAAUUUGCCCAAUCCACUUUUAGGCAGUCACGUGGUUGAUUCUGUACCUUCCAUUCGCUGGCAUGAUGUUCGACUAUGGGUCUUCGUCACCUGGUCUGGGUGGUUGCUCGGCGAGGUUUGGCUUCCACCCCGAGGUUCACCUCCAACUCUCAUAGCCAUCACAGCUAGUUUUUCUUCGAACCCGUCAAGCCAUUGAUCUAUGUUUUCAAAUCUCCAUUUGAUAUCGACUGGUUGUUUCCCAUUGCCACCAUCCUUAGUAAUUAGUAAGUGAAAAUCCUUGCUCGGAUGCCAAUGUUGAUGCAACGAGAUUUGUGUUUGAAACAAACAUGUAAAAGGGAAAACACUCCAAGGAACUUUGUCUUAACCUUUGA
Morus notabilis is the source of this 887-nucleotide messenger RNA. RefSeq names its product G patch domain and ankyrin repeat-containing protein 1 homolog. Gene Ontology annotation, molecular function: nucleic acid binding. Bases 149 to 712 code for a protein of 187 amino acids. NCBI's taxonomy places the organism in Eukaryota, Viridiplantae, Streptophyta, Magnoliopsida, Rosales, Moraceae. The record is from RefSeq and is a predicted model, not a curated record. The transcript is spliced from 5 exons.